UGCAGUUUGAAGUUCCCUUCCAAUGGAACAUUUUCACUUCCUGGGGUUUAGAAUCACCCUUAUUAUGUCUGAAUACCCUGUGCAGUACACUUUGCAGGGAACUACGAGGGCGAUUGGAAUUCACCUACUGAAUUAGCUGUCUACAACUCCCGCAUUUCCACGCGCGAUUUCAGUUGUCCGCGGUUACUCGAGCUCGCGCGUCACCAUGGAAGCAGUCGGUUUGUGACAUGAUGCGCCAUUUUGAUUCCAAACACCAAUUGGAGUAGGCAGCAACGGCGACAGAACUAACCGUGGACCAAGAAGAAAGUCUAGAGAAGUUUGUAGUUUUCCACACGUUAAAGGACAAGUUGAACUGUAAUUUUAAAGAAAAAACGCUGUUUGGGCUCGUUUUUAUCGGAGGCCAUGCUCAUUAUAAGGAUGCCAGUUAAUAACAUCUAAUACAUGUGAUGCAUGAAUCGUAACAGAGCUAGCUUACUGCUUUUUGAGAUCAGGUUACAUGGUCGUUUUUUCCAUCAUUAAGACACGUCGAAUCGAUGGUAGACAGCAGCAAGCUGCUAAGGUCCAAUAUUGUUUGCCCGAUACAAGCAACUUUUUCCCCCCUUUUUUAUGAUUGAAACGGUUGCUGCACAGCCAGUGAACACUGUUUAUAGCUAACUACAUAAGGAUGGCUCUUAAGAGGUUUGUUUGCUAUUUAUUUGCUACAUCUAUACUUAGUAUUUCCACUUCUGUGCUGGCUAGACACGUAUGUAACACUUAACUAGUUGGACGGGUAACUUUGGCUAGCAAGUUGAAUCUUGGAUUAAAUUUGUGAUAACAUAGUGUGGAAUACUGCAGUUCCUUAGUUACAAACUGAUUUUACGCAUGAUUUGCGUUAAGGUACGUAUUUGAGGUACGCUCUUUUUGGUUCAUGUAAAUUUCUCUGUCCCUAUCCAGUGUCACAGCUGCACUGUCUGUUUCUUCUGAGUAAAUUACUAUAUUUGGCCUUUGCAGCAGAUUGUGUUACAAAUUACUGUCUUGUGUAUUGAUUCCUAGGAUUACCUUGUAGUUCAUCUGUAUAAUCUCGCAUUUGUAAUUACAUUUUUCUGAUCUAUUAUUAUUAUUAUUGUUAUUAUUAUUAUUAUUAUUAUUAUUAUCAUAGUGCCUUUAUUAAGCUAUAAUGUAACAUUUUUAUAUGCUCUCAUGUUAUGCAUGCCUUACGUGAUCAGGGACAGUUCAUAGUGAAGCUUUCAGCUCUUAACACCGUUAAUCAUUUGAAAUCUCGACAAAUGUGCAGAUUCUUAGCGAUGACCUGCUGCCUCUUAGAAACCUUGGCUUUAGCCAUAUUCUGAGGAGUACCAUCAACAAUGAUUUAUGGACUAAUACCUCCAGAACUACAUGCACAACUCCUUGAUUAUGAGAACUUCCAUAAUCGAAUAAAUGGGGUAGAAGAGCUGAAAACCAUUCUUUCCGAUCUGGACUUGAAAACUGUUUCCUCUGACAGUAUUGUGGAAUUCAUCCACUUUUUACAUAGACUCCUAGAUGACACUAACUUUAAAGUCCUGUAUGGCACUCUACAGGUUAUCAACCUCCUUGUUCAAAAACUGAAUUACAGUGUGGACAGAUAUUAUAAGCAGAUUGUGUUUGUGGCUCUCAAAACGUUGGGAGACACACGCAUUGUUUCCCGGAAUGAAUACAUGAAUGUUUUUAGGCAACUCAUGAGGAUUGUUGGUCCACAAAAGGUUUUGGAUCUUGUAAUAGGACACCUGAAGCACAAAAAUUCCCGUGUUAGAGAGGAUGUCCUCAACAUCAUUACAGCUGCAAUACUCACACACCCUAGGAAAGACUUCAGCAUCCCCGAUCUGUGUUUUGUAGUUGCUCCUUAUCUUGCAGACAACAAAAAGAGGGUCCGCCAUGCAGCUCUAGAGCUUUUUGCUGUUUUUGACUACUGCCUUGACACAGGAAAAAAGCAGCCACUCAUGAAGGCCAUUGACAGGGUCGAGCUCACUGGAGAUAUGGAGGGGCUAAUGGCUGCUGUACAGGCACGAAGGGCCAGGCACAUUCUUCCUCGCCUGUCCGCAGAUGGCAUGGUAGAAUACGCACUGGUUAUCCCUAAGCCUGGUCAGCGACGCAGACCCCAGUUGGGCUCUGGGGCUGAUCUGGACUGGGUCCUUAAUGGAGGGAGAGUUAAUAGUGCUAGCAGCCUCCGAGCAGAACUGGACCCGGAUGGGCUGAGUGGCUACGGCAGCCUCGGAUCCCUGACAGAUGACCUACCGUUACACAGGAGAACAGUCAGCGCUGGAAAGGGGAAAAACAAGCUGCCCUGGGAGAGGUCAAGCCUCCAAUGCACAGUAAACCUGCAGCCUAGCAGUGCAUCAAAUGAAAAGUCACCUGAUAAGGCAAGCAUUGACAAUCUGGCUACCUCUAUGAGACUGAAUCAGGAAUCCUAUGUCACCAGCUUUGGUUCAGCAGAGCCUCUCCAGCCACACACUCCAAGCUUGGGGACAGAAACAAUGGGCAAGUUUCAGCGAAGUGGUAGCCUAGACUUGGACCGAGCUAGCACCACUGAUGCUGAAAGAGGUUUGCCUGGCUGCUUGCUGUCUGGUAACUCCAUUGUAGAGCGCACCUUUUCUCUUCUUUCCAAUCCAACUCUCCCUGGGUCCUUCCUGCUGCCUUCCUACCCUCUGGCAACUCUGCCAGGUGCCCAGUUGACUCCCACCCUCCCUCGAAGAUGCCAUGCUGACUCAUCACUCACCAUGUCCAACACAUGGCCUAGCAAGCAAGAGAUUAACCCCCAUCACAGGGACCCAAGCCCAUGGAGGGACAAUACUGGUGAGCCUAGCUCCAGCAGGUGUUCACCACUGCCUGUGCGCACUUCUCGGGCAGAUGGCACCUCAGCUUCAUCUUUUCCUCAGGCCCUGAGUGCUGCCAGGUUGUCUCCACCCAUCUUCCCAGUCACACAGCAGUCUAUGCAGGAUGGCGCCCAGCAAGAUCAGCCUAGUAAGAAUCUUAAUCUUGACCUGUCCUUCAUGAACCUGCAGGACCCAGAUGAGGAGCCAGUGGACAGGGAGGAGAUGAUGAACUCCUUGCGCUCUUUGCGCAACAGUGCAGCUAAGAAGCGGGCCAAGGUGAACCUGAGUGGCUCUGAACCAGACCCAGACAGUCCAGACACAGCAGUGAAGCUUGAUCCAAAUCUAGAUUCACUCUCCCACACCUCACUAUCUGUGCCCAGACCCUUGAGCGAGAGCAGCCGUUUCAGCCUCUGCUCCCCUCCUACUCCCAUUACCAAUGGCACUAAGAGCAGCCCUUGGAACGGACAGAUUGCUAGAGUGCCAUCAGGGAGACAGGAGACUCUCACCUCAAUGGAGGCAAGUUCUAAAGAUGUCCAACAGCAAGAAAAGGCUCUCUCUAAUGUAAAUGUAGUUGGUCAGAGUGUAAUUUACUCUAAUGGGCCAACAGAUGAAGAGAGGUCCAGAGAAACAGUGUUGUCUCCUCAUGUUAGACCUGCAGGUCGGGAUCCUGUCCGUGCUCUAAGACCUACGAAAGGAUCUCAGAUACACAGCAUCAGGUCUUCCCCUGCUGGUGACAUGUCUGAAGGAGUAGCUGGCCGAGGUGUAUUUGGUUCCCUUGUCCUUGCCUCCCACCCCAGUGUGGCAACAGGUCAUGGGCAGGAGGACUCUCUAAGCAAAGUCCCUUGGGAUCCACCGGUUGGAGUAUACGGCAGUGCUGUUUCUGCCAGCCAUGCUGAUUCAGACAUAAACCUUGAGCCAGAGGAGAUAGUGGAAAGAGUAAAGAUGUCCAGGUUUACAAGAGAAAAGAUGCAUCAGCGUUGUUUAGAGCAACAAGAAGCCCACCCCACGCAGAGUGAGCGACAGCGCAUGGAACGAAUGAGGCAGCAUCUUAGACACACAGUGUCUGAAGUGGGCUCUGAUGAAUCAGCACCUCUGAAAGAUUUUCAGCUGAACGGUACUGUUGUAGCCUCAACUAAGACAGAAACACCUGCAGAUGAUUUGGCUUCAAGCCCUACUGGUCUGCAGAAAUCGCAAAGUCCAGUUAAAUGUUUCAGUCCACACCAUCAGCCCAGUCCCCCUACAGCCCUCCCCACUAGACGCAUGCAGCCACGUCGGAGAAGAGCUACCAGUCUAAAUAGAACACAUCCAUCUGUCUCUAAUAGCUCUGAUGAAUUCACACCAGGUACCCCCAAGAAAGAUCCUCCUGAGCAGAAUGAGCUGCGUCCUUUCUCUAAACCAGACUUUGCCCUUACUCAGAGCUUCAGACUGCUUAACUCAGAAGACUGGGAGAAGAAAAUUGAGGGCCUGGGUUUUCUACGUGGUUUAGCACAGUAUCAUUCUGAUGUGCUUAUUAGCAGGCUCCAUGAUGUCUGCUUGAUUCUCAUUCAAGAGGUGCGAAACCUGCGCUCUGGAGUGUCACGCAUGGCAGUAGUGACUUUGGGAGAGUUGUACUCUUGUCUGCAGAAGGGAAUGGACCAGGAGUUGGAAGCUACAACCAAGGCACUCUUACACAAAGCAGGAGAAUCCAAUGCCUUUAUCAGGCAGGAUGUGGAUGCAGCACUGGACAGCAUGGUGCAGAACUGCACACCUACCCGUGGCAUGAGUGCCCUUCUCACUGGAGGACUUGGUCACUUGAAUCCAGUAGUAAGAAAGUGCACUUCUCAGCACUUGGCUACUCUGGUAGAAAAGAUUGGUGCUGGGCGCUUACUGUCUGGGACCAAAGAUCUCACAGACCGAAUCUUGCCUGCUAUAGCCAAACUGGCACAGGACUCUUCCCAAGAGACCAGAUACUUUGGUCGGCAGAUGCUGCUGUUAUUGUUGUCUCAUCAUGACUUUGAUAAAAUGGUGGCAAAGUACAUCCCUGACAAAGACCUGGCAGCCAUCAGGGACACUGUCCUCACACUGAAAACCAAGGGUCUGGGUGAGAUGCCUCAUGAUACUCCUUCAGCUCGAGGCAGACACUCCAUCCCUAGUGUUGGACUGGUGCGCGUCUCCUCUCACGCUCGUGAACCUCAACUUACCCUCAGUAAAGACGGUGGAAAAGCACAGACCCACAGCAUUGCAGACAAGACAGAGUACAUCAAGCAGCUUGCAGUCCUGCUGAGUUCAAAAGACUUCAGGGAACGCAUCAAGGGCAUUGAUCAGUUGGUCACUGACUGUGAGGAUAACCCCUAUAUGAUCCUGGGCAACAUGUUCCCGAUAUUUGAUGCCCUUAAAUCACGACUGCAGGAGUCAAAUAACAAGGUUAACCUGUAUGCCUUGGAGGCCUUACAGAAGAUAAUCCCAUUGCUCAGAGACAACUUGGCCCAAGUGGUUUACAUCCUUGUGCCAGCUAUAGUGGACAAUCACCUCAACUCCAAGAAUGAUGCAGUUUACAUGGCUGCAACAGGUGCCAUUCAAGCUCUCAUCAGUAACAUCGACAACACGAUUCUUCUUCAGAUCUUUUGCACAAAGGCUCAGUUUCUCAGUGGGAAGGCUAAAGUGGACCUUGUUGAUAAAGUUGCAGAACUGGUUAAGGAGCUGUACCCACGCAAACCACAGCUAGUAGAGCAGAAAGUGCUGCCUCUACUCUGGCACCUCUUGGGGACUUCAAGCAACAGUGGCACUGUCCGUGGGAGGGGCGGUAGUGUGAGAGGGGCCACUGCCAACCUGUGCCAAGCCCUUUACACGCACAUGGGCCAAGCAUUGAUAGAUUGUGCUGCUUCUCAACCUUUGAACAUUCACCAGAGCCUGAAUCACUUUUUGAAGAACCUUCCAACCCCAUGAGAUAUCCCACCCAAAUGUCCAGAUGACAACUACACUCAAUUAAUCAAACAUGAAUUCUACUUCAAGAAAUGUGUUCUUGAAUUUCUUACAGUGCCUGUACUUUUUUAACAAGAAAAGAAAAAAAGAAUCUGUUCCUGAAGAACCUCCCAGCCUUGAGAUCUAUGACUAAGAUGUCCAGACCAAAACAACACAGAUUACAAACAUUUAUAGUACUUUACGGUAGAUAUGUUUUUGCAUUUCUCAGAAAGUUUGCACUUUAGAAAAAACGAACAAGAAAAAGCUACAAAAAAAAAGAUUUUUAAAACUUUGAAGUAGCAGGACAUUAAGUCCUGAAAAGUCCUUCAGUAUAGGAGUACAGAUUUUAGUUUAUGGAAUCAGGAUUAAUAUUUUCAAGAGCGCUGCUCUUUUUGCACUUUGAAACAUUAACACUAUCCUCAUAAGUUGCAUGGUGACUAUAGCUAUACAUUUUUCUGAGAUUGUUACUGUUAUUUUUCUGUUUGUGGGUUUUUCAAAAUGCUGACAUAUCCUGAGACAACCAUGCAGAAUGUAAUUUUUGGAAUGCAAAAUGAAAAGGCUGUGUACCCUUAUUUUUUGAUGUUUGUGAUAAAACUUGAAUAUGAAGAGUCCUAAGUGGUUGUUCUAAACCUUUGUGCAAGUAAAAGUUAUUUACAAAAAACAUUUCUACUGUGUAGUUAAGAAGUGUAGAGGCACAGUAUUACCUUAAUGUACUUGCUGUAUAAUGUUGCAAUAUGCAAUGCAUCAUAUGCAUAGAUGAACACUUCCGUAGUAACUUAACUGAGUAAUUAUGGCCUUUGUUAUAAGUGGGACCCUAGUCCUAACAAUUUUGCAUGAACACAUUUAUUGGUGGAAUGAAAAGAAUGUAUUUGUACUAGUCAGACAAUUUGAUGUACGCCAACACCAGAAUGAAAUCUGGAUGUAAAACAACUGUAUUUCUGGUGAACAGGCAAAAUGAUGAAAGCUGGCUCAAAACUAGCAGGUAUAUUAAUAGGCAACACACACAUUUAUGCCCAGAUCUCUAAUUCUUAUUUAGUAUAGUGCCAGUCUCAAGUAGUUUAUUUUGAAAUCUGAAGUUAAAUUAAAUUAUAAACUAUACUCAAUGUGGUAUGUAGAUUGAUCAAUAUAAUAAAUGUUUUAUUUCUGUAAACAUUUAUGAAUUUAUAUUUACAACACACAUCGUUUUCUCAUUUCUUCACAGGUAAAGGGCAAAAGUGUGUGAAAAAUGACAGAAUACCCCAGUGUGACAAACAUAAACAAACUGCCCAAUCCUGCCACAAAAUAUAUCAAAAUAAAAUACAGAAUUUUUCCAAUUUUCCAAUUCCAAUUUUAUCCAAAAGGAAAAAAGGAAAAAUGUUUACUUCAUUGUAGAAUGAUUAUAAAUACCAUUAUUCACAGCCUUUUAGGACAAAAAAAGA
Molecule: messenger RNA, 7186 nt
Organism: Colossoma macropomum (tambaqui)
Lineage: Eukaryota; Metazoa; Chordata; Actinopteri; Characiformes; Serrasalmidae
Product: TOG array regulator of axonemal microtubules protein 1
Exons: 22
Coding region: 1344-5753 (1469 amino acids)
Biological process (GO): microtubule cytoskeleton organization; signal transduction
Cellular component (GO): cytoplasmic microtubule; cilium
Molecular function (GO): microtubule binding
Source: RefSeq, a predicted model, not a curated record